Molecule: messenger RNA, 2410 nt
Organism: Trichechus manatus latirostris (Florida manatee)
Lineage: Eukaryota; Metazoa; Chordata; Mammalia; Sirenia; Trichechidae
Gene: ZC3H8
Product: zinc finger CCCH-type containing 8
Exons: 9
Coding region: 109-1023 (304 amino acids)
Biological process (GO): negative regulation of DNA-templated transcription
Cellular component (GO): nucleus
Molecular function (GO): metal ion binding; RNA binding
Source: RefSeq, a predicted model, not a curated record
CGCGGUGGAGCCGGUGUCUUCACGGUCUGGAAGCUACUGUUGUCUGCUUGGCUCGUGUCUCGCGGCUCGCGGCUCUCGGCUCGUGAGAGGGAGGCCCCUGACGGGGUAAUGGAUUUUGAGAAUCUUUUCUCCAAACCUCCCAACCCGGCCCUCGGCAAAAAGCCGGCCACGGACUCUGACGAAAGAAUCGAUGAUGAAAUAGAUGAUACAGAAGUUGAAGAAACACAUGAAGAGAAAAUAAAACUGGAGUGUGAGCAAAGCCCCCCAAAAUGUAGGCACUUUGGAAACUCUAUGAUAUCACAAAAGAGUUUGCAACAUAGAAAAUCAAGAAGUAAGGACUACGAUGCGUAUAGUGAUGACAAUGAUGUCUGCAGUCAGGGAUCAGAAGAUAAUUUUGCUGAAGAGCUUAAACGAUAUAUACAAGCUAAAGAAAUGGCAAAUACUGCUCAACCUUCACUGUUUCCUGUAGAAUCCGUGAUGAAAGAGAGGGCAAAAGGUACCCAGCAAACUGUUAAACAAAAAAAUAAAAAUUUUAAAGCAGGCCACAAGAAUGGUAAACAGAAGAAAAUGAAGCGAAAAUGGGCUGGCACUGGAAACAAAGAAUCAAGUGCUUUGCUGAGAAAAAAUGGCUCACAGGAAGAGGAUGGUAAACCUAAAGAGAAGCAGCAGUGUGUGAAAAUGAGUCAGGGAUUCAUCAACCAGCAUACAGUGGAACGAAAAGGAAAACAAAUUUGUAAAUAUUUUCUUGAGCGGAAAUGUAUUAAGGGAGACCAGUGUAAAUUUGAUCAUGAUGCAGAACUAGAGAAGAAAAAGGAAAUGUGUAAAUUUUAUGUACAGGGAUAUUGUAACAGAGGCGAAAACUGUCUGUAUUUGCAUAGUGAAUAUCCAUGCAAAUUUUACCAUACAGGAACAAAAUGUUAUCAGGGAGAACACUGCAAGUUUUCCCAUGCUCCACUGACUGCUGAAACACAAGAACUGCUAGCUAAAGUUUUGGACACUGAAAAGAAGUCAUCAUGUAAAUAAAAUAGACAUAAAAAGAUUAUCUCAAUGAUGGACAGGCCCCUCAUCUAUUGGCCCCAAUGAUACAGGCUUUUACUAAAGCUACCAAUCAGGUCAACAGUUGGGUCUGUCAACAUUUGAACAGAGAUGAUGAGUCAUCUCCCCACAUUGUUUCAGCUGAUCUGUCAACAAGGAAGACACCUUGUGGACCAACUGAAUGUGCAACCUGCUAUACUGAGGAGAUCAUGUGAUAAAUGAAUACAGUCAACCUGACUACUCAUAGAAAAUAUCUUUUAAAAUAUGAAAGCUGCCGGUAGCUGUGCUCCAACUUUAGAAGGAAAUUUCUGUGUGUUAAAAAUGUAAACAGCAUGGGACUAGAUGGUUUGACUCUGAGAACGAUACUUUUAAGGCUGAGUUUGACAUUACUCUGGACAUGGAGAACUUGCAGAAUAUGACCAAGUAGUCCAAUAUACAUUGAUUGACUAUACCAAGUCUGAACUAGCCUGGUUUGGCGAUGGUUAAUACCUUGUUCAGUUGUGCUGGGAAGCGGAACUUUAGUGUUGAUUGUACUGAAAUGUGUACUGUUCAUAUAAUGUGCCAUGUUGGGAGAAAUACGCUGUUUGUACAUAAAUGAAUCAAGACAUGCUAUAUAUACAUAAGAUCAGACAAAUGCAGCCCUUUGAUCUAUUUACUUGGCUUGGAUUAUGCCACAAUUUGAGAUCUCUCCAAGCAGGCCUGAUCAAUCUACUGAGGACAGUCCUACUAGUAACUCUCAUUAAAUGUUGCUUCAAAUGAUGCACAGAUAAAACAUCCACCAAAGUUAUGCACCAAACCACAGCCAUGCAGCUCAGCAUCCAAAAUGGGUGAUGGACAUACCAGGACUUGGUACUUCUUUGUUGCUUUUUCUGGCACCCCGAUGGGAGGCGAGGGGUAGAUUGUUGGGGGCAAUGGUCUGCCUCUAUGCCUCCCAUGCAGGCUGCCUAGGUAAAGACCUUGGGCCCAGAAAAUUCUCUGAUAAGAAAGCUGGAAUUGGGUCACCUUCUCUCUCCUAGUUCCUUCUCCUUAUCAGAGAAGGCUUCCCCCUAUUCUGUGCACACAGUAACUUUCUCUGUCUCUUGCACGUGUGGGCACCAUACAGCACCUGGCCAACCCCACUUCUAUAUCUGUUCCCAGCAGGGAAGGAACAGGGUCUCUUGUACUACAACACAAGAGAGAAAGCAUGCCAGAUUGUAAGAGCUGGCCUGGGGGGGUGGACUGAAGCGGGGGAAAGCUUUGUGAGGCUGAACAUGAGCACCCUCAUGCAGUUUGCCAGUUCACUACAGUUUGCAUUCUUAUGUAAGCCCCUGGCACGGAACCACUAUUGUCCACCACCACUAUAAAAAGCUCUGCCCUGGGUUCUGGACAGAGCUGG